GCGUUCUUACACGGGGGUUCACACUUGAUCCAAGUUAGGCGCUGUGAGCUCAGCUGCUGCUAGCUAGCCUCAGGCCCAUCAUGUAGCUCAGCGCCGCCGAGCCCAUUUCCCCCCCAUGUUUGUUUUUUGCAGAGUUACAGAAAUUCACCUUUUCCUUUAAGAGCCGCAGCUCGUGCAUUCAGCCUCGCGCUCGCGGGACCGACACGAGCCGACUUCAGGCCGACAGCGCACGAGUGCAUGAAGAUCACGGUUUAUAUUUCUGCACCUUUUGUUGCAAAAAAAAAAAAGUGCGAGCGAGAGAGAGAGAGAGAGUCCUCCAGACCGCCGAAGAAGAAGCACGAGAGAGAGGGGGGAGAGAGAGAGAAGGAGAGCGCGCGCGCGAGCGAGCGAGAGAGAGAGAGAUGGAGGGAGGGAGCGAGAACGAACGCAGAGUCUUUUGUGCUUCCCCUCCCCCCCACCGGAGCAAAGGGGAAAUGUCCGUGUCCAAAGGAGGAGGUAGGAAGAAGCCGCCUGUGCCCAGGCUCCCUAAGGAGGCGUUUGAGCAGCAACCUGCAGCUGCUACACCCCCGAGAGACCUGGACUCAAAAGCCUGCGUUACCAUCGGAGAGAAGAAUUUCGAGGUGAAGGCAGAUGAUCUGGAGCCGAUCGGAGAGCUGGGAAGGGGGGCAUAUGGAGUGGUGGACAAGAUGAGGCACGUGCCCAGUGGCAUAAUCAUGGCUGUAAAGAGAAUCCGGGCGACGGUGAACAGCCAGGAGCAGAAGCGGCUGCUGAUGGAUCUGGAUAUUUCAAUGAGGACAGUGGACUGCUUUUUCACAGUGACUUUCUAUGGAGCGCUGUUCAGAGAGGGUGACGUGUGGAUCUGUAUGGAGCUAAUGGACACCUCACUGGAUAAGUUUUAUAAGCAGGUCCAUGAGAAGGGUAUGACCAUCCCAGAGGACAUCCUUGGCAAGACAGCCGUCUCGAUUGUGAAGGCUCUGGAACACCUGCACAGCAAACUGUCAGUGAUCCACCGAGACGUGAAACCUUCCAACGUGCUGAUAAACAUGCAGGGUCAGGUGAAGAUGUGUGACUUUGGGAUCAGCGGCUACCUGGUCGACUCGGUGGCCAAAACCAUGGACGCUGGAUGCAAACCCUACAUGGCGCCGGAGCGGAUAAACCCAGAGACCAAUCAGAAGGGCUACAACGUCAAGUCUGAUAUCUGGAGUUUAGGAAUCACCAUGAUCGAGCUGGCUAUCCUGCGUUUCCCAUACGACUCCUGGGGGACGCCGUUCCAGCAGCUGAAACAGGUGGUGGAGGAGCCGUCCCCUCAGCUCCCCGCUGACCGCUUCUCCCCCGAGUUCGUGGACUUCACGACACAGUGCUUAAAGAAGAAUUCCAAAGAGCGGCCAAACUACACAGAACUCAUGCAACACCCCUUUUUCACCUACCACGACUCCAAAGAGACGGACGUGGCCAGCUUCGUCAAGGUCAUCCUGGGCGACUGAGUGCCUCUUUUCUCAGUGAAGGCGGGGCAAAGCGGGACUAAUUCUACAGAAAAAAAUAAAGAAGAAAAAAAAACCUAAAUCCAACCACCCAAUUGCAAGACUGACACCUGUAAGCCACGCCCACCUCAGGCAGCAGUGCAGGGGGCUCAUAAGAGAGAGGCUAAGGGAGGGGGCGGAGACUGAAUCUAAGGGGGCGGGAGAUUUCCUAGGAACACAGAUGAUGGGCAGGGAACAGGGUUCUGUGUGUGUGUGUGCGUGCGUGUGUGCGCUCGUUUAAUUAGCACGUGUUAAUUAAAGGAGGGUGUUAAAAAGUCUCGAUCUAAUUAUUUUUCUCCCAUACAAAACCAUUUAAGAUGCCAGUUUACUUUACAGCAUUAUAACAUGAACACACGAAUAAAGAGGCGCGAUUAUUGAGAGAUUUAUAUGUUCUAUAAAUGUGUGCUAUUAAAAGGUGCGAUAAAUAUAUUGUGGGAUUCAAAUCACGGUUGUUUGUGACGCAAAAAUUGCUUCGUGCUUCGGAAAAGUCCAGCCUUUUAAGAGCUGAUCUCAGGUCAGUUUUUAAACGUGCCGUGAAUAUGCAAGGUCAAUAGUUAAUCGCUCAGAACUGAUCCGGCGGGGAAUCGUGCAUUGUUUUAAGUAAGUAUCGUGUUAUUGUCUUGGGUUGCGGUGGGGGGGGGGGAUCUCCUUAUUAAUCCUAAUCCGGUCACUCGAUCCUACAUAUUUGCACUCUCCCAGCUCCUAACACACCUGCACCAUGUGAUCUGCAUUCUCGAUGAAUUGAAUCAGGAACUGGGACGGAGCAAAAAUGUGACGUGGGGGGGGGAGGGCUGUCUUAAAUUAAUCUGGCUCACUGAGAAAUCCAGCAGGACCCUUCAUGAAGCGUGUUUGUAUGUGUGUGAGUGUGUUUGCUUGUAUGUGUGUAUCUGUAUUAAGGUUAUCUGGGGAAUUGGUAUCUUUUUUUGGUCUGUUGCUUCAUCUAGUCCUCUGUUCUGAGCCAAUCAAGAGAGUUCUCGCUCUGUGUUCAACUGCAAUUCAACUGGAAAUUAUUACUGUUAUUGCCAUGAUGAUGAUCAUGAUUAUUAUUAUUAUUAUUAUUAUUAUUAUUAUUAUUAUUAUUACGAUAUCCCCACAUUAUGAGAACAUGCGUAUUAACCUGUCUUGAGGUGUUUUGCAGUUUCUGUAUUUAUUGUAACUGCUGUUUUUUUUUUUUUUUUUUUUUUUCUUCUCUCUCAUUGAAAACUUGACAUUUUUGUUUCUUUUUAAUUUUAAGGUGUGUGCGAAUGUAGCUUUUGUGAGUGUGUGGGAGAGAGAGAGCGAGAGAGAGAGAGAGAUAGAGAGAGAGAGUGUGAGCGUGUGUGUGCGUGCGUGUGUGAGAGAGAGAGAGUGUCUGUGUGAAUAUUGUAUUACAGUUUGGACACACGUAGCUGACACUUCUCUGAAAGUCUCACCGUGACUCAGAAGCCUGAUUUGUGCCUCUUUAUAGAAAAAAAAAAAAGAUCUACAGUACAUUAAACAGAAAAAUGACAAAAAACC
Molecule: messenger RNA, 3017 nt
Organism: Ictalurus furcatus (blue catfish)
Lineage: Eukaryota; Metazoa; Chordata; Actinopteri; Siluriformes; Ictaluridae
Gene: map2k6
Product: mitogen-activated protein kinase kinase 6
Exons: 12
Coding region: 402-1484 (360 amino acids)
Biological process (GO): protein phosphorylation; MAPK cascade
Molecular function (GO): ATP binding; MAP kinase kinase activity
Source: RefSeq, a predicted model, not a curated record